Schistosoma rodhaini is the source of this 5594-nucleotide messenger RNA. The record is from the annotation of a GenBank genome assembly. NCBI's taxonomy places the organism in Eukaryota, Metazoa, Platyhelminthes, Trematoda, Strigeidida, Schistosomatidae.
UGUGCUUGUCUGUCCAGUAACCGAUAUGCAUAUUAUUCAUUUUUUCUUUGUCAUUAUUAUAUGGCAUGAUAUAUUUAAAACGCCCCACGACUUCUCUACAUACAUUAAUAUGUUGGGCAUUUAGGUUUAGCUAUAGAGUGGAAGAAAGCUCAACAAAGACAUGUAAAUACUUUUACAGCAUUCGUUCGCUUCGAUAUUUUUCGCCUCAGUCAUCCGGUUGGAAAAUUGUUUAACGCCUAAGAAUAACAGCCGUUAUCAUAAAAUAAAUUAAGUCGUUCACUUUCGUUUUCUAUCCGUGGGAUUUAUAUCAAAUGCAUCAGGUGUUGCUUAGCUCUAUCAAGUCACUGGCUCUUGACUCCUGUUCAAAGUCAAUGACUCGGUGAAGUUAAAAAAUUUGGUUUGGGUUAGUGAACAAAAUAUUUUAAGUUUAAAGUGCUUUGGUAGUUUGGUCUUCUUAAUAGUGAUGCAGAAGUCAAUAUUCUAGGUAGCAUCUUCGAGUUUCUGAGUGUGGAUUAUAAUAGGACGAGGAAUUAAACGAAUGUGUUUAUUAAACGGAUAGCAUGGGUUGUACAUUUUGAACCCGAGCUUUCGUUGCCUAACUUCAUAUCCAUAUUAAUCCUACAUUGCUUGAAAUUUACUCCCCAUCUUAAAAACUUUCUAUUUUGACCGAAAUUAGCCAGGCAAAAACGUUAGUUACUGUUUCACAGUCAGCUAAUGGACACUACUUUCCAUCUUCAAUUAGAAGUAUUGGAUAUGUUGUCUACCUUACAGACUUAAAUGGCGUUUCUUUUAAAACUUCUUUCGCUAUUUUAGGUUUCUUUGAACGUUUUGUACAAACGAGCCUUCAUAUUCACUCAACAAAAAUAUUAGCUUAAGAAUAUUUGGAGGAUUUAUAAAUGAGUAACAUACACAACUUUUCAUGAACAAGGUCUGGAGGUAUCAUCUAAGGUAUAGUACACAAAGCAGGGCACAAACUAUUGUGCACCAUGCUCAGUGAACCUGCUUCCCCAUAUGCAUUUUGUAAAGAUUUGCAGAACUUAAUCAUUGUAACAGAAGAGCAAAUCAUUUCACCUUUGCGUAAAGAGUUAAAAAGAAGUGAUGAACAUUCCGAAAUUUUAUCACUUGAGAUACAAGACGCUGAGAAUAAGACUUUUGAAUAUUUAGCCCAGCAGAUUUCAGCUAUUUGUAAUGCUGAUGAAGACACAGCUAAUGCCAUCCUGCGUGAAUAUCCAAAAUCAGAAGUUUGUUUUCGAUGUCUCGGUAUUAAUGAUGACACUAUACAGGGUCUUCUUCGUAUUCGGGGUAUUGGCUUUCUACAAUUGUUAGAUAUGCCUGACAGUGAAGUGAGAACAAUCUUACAAAAUUAUGGAGACUAUGGUGAGGAAGUUGAUCAUGUACUUGCUGGCCUUGCAAAAAUACGCGGAAAUAUUGAUCUUAUUGAAAGUGACUUGGCAUUUGAAGAUGAUACCAGGAACUUAAUCAAAUUGGUGAUGCGUUUGUCUGAUGAUGAUUCUCAAGUUGAAGAACUAAACAAUAUCCUUAACGCUCAAAUUUACGAAGAACGAAAGGAUCCUCGUAUACCUCCUUUAUAUGUUACUGGUCCUGAAGAUUCUCCUUUAGUUAACAAAGAAAUUUCUGUACAGAACUCAUCUCAUAAAAAUACUAAAGUAGUUGUUUGCUCUCAUUUAGAGCACGACACAUCCUGUGGAAAUCUUACUGGCCAUUCAAAUCCGGAUAAUAUUAAUACAUUUAAAAUUGGUUGCGAUGUCAAUUACAAUGGCCGUAGUUCGUUUACUUCCCCACAUGCUUCCAGUUGUAUCACCAUAAAUAGUCCACAGAACGUCACAAAUAAAUUUCAUUCUGCAAAAUUGUGCAAAACUGAUUUUAAGACAUUUAAUCUUUUCCCAGGUAUAUCUGAUUCGAAUAUUCCUUCAGAAAUUGACUUACGUAACGGCGGGCUUUCAGUACCUUCUACUCCCAUCUCACAUAAAUUAUCCUCGACUAUUUUAACACCCUCAAAUCCUUUUAAAGCAGGUCGUUAUACGCUACCGAAUGAAGGGAUUUCUCUUUCUCCCGGUGGGCGUCGGGCAGGCAAUCAUUCGUCUCGAGAUCGCGAGCAUCAGACUCGUCAGGCAGGGACUCCGCCACCAAAACAUCGUUUAAAAUUUUUUUCUCCGCUUCAUCGUAGCAAGUCUCAUGAAUCUAACCUUGCCAAUCGUAUUAUUUUACCUGUCCUCCCAAAUGUACCACAGUUCCACCAAGAAACAAACUCUGCCUGUUGUAUUAGUAGACCACAGUUGUUAUUAUGUAAUUCGAUUUCUCCGGAUGCCUCCAGUAAUUUACACAACAAUUAUUUCAGUUAUUCUGAGUGUAUAAAUGGCAGUCGACCGUGUAUAACUACUACUCAAUGUGGUGUAUGCGUUAACAGCGAUGUUAUUUCAAAUGGGAAUAAAACAGUUUCAACAUUUUAUCAUACUUCUUCCAUUAGUGAUAGUACUUCCACACUUGUCACAAGUCCACGUACCUACGAUCAAGGUCGACGCGUGUCUUGUGAAUAUCGACCAUCAAAGACUAAUUUACAGCCUUUGAUGACUACAUCUGCAGAUAGUGACAAUUUAUUAGGUGUCCUUAAUGUUCCAACUAACUCAGGUGGGGCCACAUUUGUUGUCAGUGCAAGUGGAUUUAUGCACAAAUUUGAAUUGGAAUCUAAAUUUGGUGAUUUUGUUAAAGGUACUCCAUGCGCUGUUUGUAAUAAUCGAAUGCGUUUUCGUUUACAACAUUGUGCUUACUGCAGAAUCAAAGUACAUAAAAGUUGCGUUUCUCAUUCAAGACGACUUGCUUGCACAGGACCUUCCAGUGGACAAAACAAUGAAUUACACGAAUUCAAAGGUUCUCCAAAUAUAUUUCGUCAAUUGCAUGCAAAUAUCUUAACAACUAGUCAAACAAAUCUUCGUCCUGCACAUUCUACUCCAGCAUUUCAAAGUUCUGAUUCCAAUAGUGCUUCUUCAUGUACAAGUUCUACACCAGGUUCACCAUUUGUCACGGGUACAUCAUUAAUUAGUACAACAUUAGCUGCAUCAUGUUGUACUCGUUUAGACAGUAGUUAUGUUGCUGUUGGUAGUAAUAAUAUUAGUGGUAGUUGUAAUACUACUGGUCAAAUGAUUUCAUUAUCUUCUCCUCCAUUACGAAAUUUAAACAACAGUGGUGGUUUUAUAUGUAAUCAUUCUAAUACAAGUCAUUUAUCUUCACCAGUUAGUAUACAUUCUUAUGGGACAGUUAAUACUGGAAUUGUAACUAAUACACAACAACAACAACAAGUACAUUCUCCUCGACAUUCUGGCCAGUGUUUUAAUCAUUUUGAAUUUCCAAGUGUCAGUCAUCCAAUCAUAGAUAAUCAGUUACUAGACGGGAAUUUAAGUAAUAAUGUGAAUAAUAAUGAUUCUUUAAUUAGUACUGCGUCUUCUGCAGAAAGUGAAAGAACUGUUAUUAACAAUUCAGUACACCGGUUUGAAUCAAUGGAUAGUCAAGAUGAAUCAUCUUUGAUGAGAACUAAUAGUAUAUCAGUUACAUUAAAAGAAUGGGAUAUACCAAUGGAAAAUUUAUUUAUUGGUGAAAUAAUUGGACGUGGUACAUUUGGUACAGUAUAUCGUGGUAAAUGGCAUGGUGAAGUAGCUAUUAAACGUAUCGAUUUUGAUCCAGAAGAUGUAGAUGAUUCAAUACGUGUUGAAGCAUUUAAACGUGAAGUUGCAUUAUUACAUAAAACACGUCAUGAAAAUUUAGUAUUAUUUAUGGGUGCUUGUAUGAAAGCACCUGAUUUAGCUAUUGUUACACAACUUAGUCGAGGUGAAACAUUAUAUCAUUUAAUUCAUGAUCGUGAUUUAAAAACUCGAAAUUUAUUUUUAGAAGAUAAUUCACGUGUUGUUAUUGGUGAUUUUGGUGUAUUCAAUUUUGUACGUCUUUGUAAAAAAGCUAAAUGGGGCAAUUAUUUAAAUGUUCCACCAUUUUGGUUAUGCUAUAUUGCACCAGAAAUUAUUCAUGCACUUAACAUUGGUUAUGUACUGGCUACUACAACUAAUGAACUACCAUUAACUACAUCUUCUGAUGUUUUCGCUUUUGGUACUGUAUGGUAUGAACUGUUAACUAAUGAAUACCCUUUCAAAGGAUUACCUGCUGAAGCUAUCACCUACUUAGUUGGACAUGGUGUAAAACCUAAUUUACGAAUUCAAUGUCCUAAAGAUUUUAAGGAAAUUCUUGUUCAAUGUUGGGCAUACAAUCCAAGUAAACGACCAGAAUUUACAACUUUAGUUAAAUUAUUAGAUCGUCUGCCAAAAUUACAUCGUAGUCCUUCUUAUCCAGCUAAACCAUAUACUGGUGUAGCAUCUGGUUCACAUGGUAGUCUUCUAGCUUAAUAAUGAUCAAUAAAUCAGCCUAAGGAUCGAUUCGUAAAAUACAACAUUAUCUAUCAUCUGGGAUUUCUCUUGAUGUUAUGAUGAAUGAUGUGGAGAAGCCUACACUUUUUCUUUUGAUUUCAUCAUAGUUAACUCCACUGUAAUACUAGUUGAACAAAUUCAAAAGUUUGUAAUUCGGAAUACCUUGCUAUGUAAGUGACCUAAACAACAAAUAAUUUACUUUUUUGUCCACCGGACUUGGAUACAUAUUUACUUUGCCUUUAAAAUUAAAACUUCCUUAAGCACUUUUCAUCUUUUUUUAUUCUCUAAGUUGUUAGUCGUGCAUGUAUCAGUUAAUGUACAUUGUUUUACUAAAUUGAACUGAUAUCUUAAGCGCUAUUUAUUUGUGAUCCUAUUUGUCUCACAAUUACAUACAUAUACAAACACACACACACCUCGACGACGACGACGGCGCAUUCUUCAUUAAACAUGAAGUAUUUCAUAUGAAAAGUCCUGUGUUUGAGUGUACAUGUAUACGAACUGUAUCACUCUAUAGUGUUUGAUAGCAAAUACAUAAUGUAUAUUCUUUCUUUCUUUCCCAAGGGGUACCGGUUGUUUGUUUAGUUUAUUUUUUUUUUACUAGUCUUUCAUUUCACUUACUAAUUACACAAUAGAAUAUGUGUUGUGUAGAAGAGAACGAAAUCUAUGUGUGUGUGUGUGUGUGUAGACGUGCAGGUAGAUGGAUUCCACUUUGUUAAAGAAGGUUGUCAAUGAUUUGCACAGAAUUUUUUUCCCUCUCUAUUUGUUUAUAUUGUAAAUGUAAUUUGUACACCUUAUUUACUAAUAUUAUAUCGUUCUAUUUUUCUUUCUGUACAUGAUUGUAAAUGAUAAAUUACAACUUACUAUUUAUAUAGUAACUAAUCAUUAUUAUUAUUACCUUUUCUGGUUAACUUUGUACAAAUAUUUCUCUUGUUUAACUGAAUUAAAAACAGAAACAAUUUGAAUUGUGAUGUAUUAUUGAUGCCUUUUUUCCACCUCUCCACAUGAAUGUUUAGAGGUUAAGCGCUCGUGCGCGAGACUGAUAAGAAUUGGGUUCGAAUCCCUCAAGGCGGGGUCGUGAGUGCGCACUAAUAGGGAGUUCUACAAUAAGACGAAAUGGCCGUACAGGGCUUUUAGAUUUUCCAUGAUGGUCUAACUUCAAUUGAC